This is a messenger RNA of Gracilinanus agilis (Agile Gracile Mouse Opossum), 1670 nucleotides long. RefSeq names its product SERPINE1 mRNA binding protein 1 (gene SERBP1). The record is from RefSeq and is a predicted model, not a curated record. The transcript has 9 exons. The coding region runs from base 69 to 1328 and encodes 419 amino acids. Gene Ontology annotation, molecular function: mRNA 3'-UTR binding. Lineage: Eukaryota; Metazoa; Chordata; Mammalia; Didelphimorphia; Didelphidae. Gene Ontology annotation, cellular component: cytoplasm; nucleus.
AAGCAGGCGCCGUCGGCUCGGCGCGGCCCGCUGCAAUCCGUGGAGGAACGCGCCGCCGGGGCCCCAUCAUGCCCGGCCACCUGCAGGAAGGCUUCGGCUGCGUCGUCACCAACCGGUUCGACCAGCUCUUUGACGACGAAUCGGACCCGUUCGAGGUGCUGAAGGCGGCCGAGAACAAGAAGAAGGAAGGCGGCGGCGGCGGCGGCGGCGGGGGCGGCGCCACGCGGCCUGGGGAUGAGGAGACGCGCAGCUUGUGGGCAGCGCGGGAAGCCCCACAGACUCUGGCUGAUCCGCCCCCGCUGAGAGCGCGGAUCUUCCUGACCCUCAGACCCGAACUCUGCAUGCAGGCAGGAACGGGCCCGCCCCGGCUGCCCCCGCGCUGCAGAAAGCCGCGGACCCUCGGGGAUGGGGGUGGAGGGACCGUGGGACUAGGAAUAAGACGAGUUGGUAGGAGACCUGACCAACAACUCCAGGGUGAAGGAAAACCAAUUGACAGGAGACCAGAGAGGCGACCACCUCGUGAGCGGCGAUUUGAAAAAUCUAUUGAAGAAAAGGGUGAAGGAGGAGAAUUUUCAGUUGAUAAGCCUAUUAUUGACCGGCCGAUCCGAGGUCGAGGUGGUCCUGGGGGACGAGGACGUGGUGGCCGUGGCCGUGGCAUGGGCAGAGGAGAUGGUUUUGACUCCCGUGGAAAGAGAGAAUUUGAUAGGCAUAGUGGGAGCGAUAGAUCUGGCCUGAAGCAUGAGGACAAGCGCGGGGGAAGCGGCUCGCACAAUUGGGGGACUGUCAAGGAUGAACUGACAGGGGGCCCUCAAUACAUUCAGAAACAAAUGUCUUAUAAUUGCAGUGACUUGGAGCAAACCACUGUGACUGAGGAGACAACUGAGGGGGAAGAGCACCCAGUGGCUGAUACAGAAAAUAAAGAAAACGAAGUGGAAGAGGUAAAGGAGGAAGGCCCCAAGGAGAUGACCUUGGAUGAGUGGAAGGCUAUUCAGAACAAGGACCGGGCAAAAGUAGAGUUCAACAUCCGCAAACCCAACGAGGGCGCCGACGGGCAAUGGAAGAAGGGAUUUGUGCUUCACAAGUCCAAGAGUGAGGAGGCUCACACUGAGGAAUCUGUAAUGGAUCAUCACUUCCGCAAGCCCGCCAAUGAUAUCACAUCCCAGCUGGAGAUCAACUUUGGAGACCUUGGUCGCCCGGGACGUGGCGGCAGAGGCGGGCGAGGCGGGCGCGGACGUGGCGGACGGCCCAAUCGCGGAAGCAGAACUGAUAAGUCAAGUGCUUCUGCUCCUGACGUAGAUGACCCAGAGGCUUUCCCAGCUCUGGCCUAAACUGGACGUCCUAAGCCAACCCUGGUUCCUUUGUGGACCCUCCUCCACGAGGCUUGCAUGCAUAACGUUCCUAAACGACUGAGAAAUUUUAAAAAAAAGACUGUCAUUCAUACCAUUCACACCUAAAGACUGAAUUUUAUCUGUUUUGAAAAUGAACUUCUCUCGCUACACAGAAGCAACAAUAUGGUAGUCAGUUUUGUAUUUAGAAAUGUAAUGGUAGCAGGGAUGUUUUCAUAAUUUUCAGAGAUUAUGCAUUCUUCAUGGAUACUUUUUUGUAUUGCUGCUUGAAAAUAUGCGUUUCCAAACUUGAAAUAUAGGUGUGAACAGUGUGUACCAGUUAAA